Salvelinus sp. IW2-2015 is the source of this 3188-nucleotide messenger RNA. NCBI's taxonomy places the organism in Eukaryota, Metazoa, Chordata, Actinopteri, Salmoniformes, Salmonidae. The record is from RefSeq and is a predicted model, not a curated record.
CUCCUCCUGCUGCCACCCUCUUCGCUAGUCUACUUUCCCUUCCCAUCCUCUCUCUCCCACUAUAUCGCGAGAGAUAGGGAGCACAGAAAUAUUCAUGUUAGCAUCAACUAUUAUAAAAUUAUAUUUAUAUCGCGGAUAUAUGAACGAAUUGUAUAAAACGCUGGAGCGUAUCAAUUACAAUUCUAAUGUUAUUUUAGCCAUCAAGCACUGGCCUCGAGUAUCUGACUAGGCCGACAAUGGCUGCAGUUGUGUUCUUGUGGAUGUGUGGUGGACCGUAAGCAGGGCGGCCACUUGUGAACCUCACCUAUUUACCUCGCCUCUUUGUCUUAUACCUCCUCCCUGACACCGAUUUUACCCUGUCUUUUAUCAUAAAUAUUUUUAAAUGUGUGAAAGCAUGUUGCACAGAGACAGACCCCCUAUAUUUCUACCUCUUCUCAGUCUGUGCUCAUCAGUGUGUUACAGUAGUCUUUUAGCUGAAGGUUUUAAAUGGGGGUGAAUCUACUCUAUGCCUGGCAUAGUACGGUACUUGAAUUCCCACCCGUUUGUAAAUUAGCCCUGAUGAGCUGUGCAGGUUUCAUUAAUUAACCUUAAGUGAUAAACCAAAUAGCAGCCAGCUAGUUGGCCAAUCAGCCCCCCACCCCACGCCCUCCUGGUAGAAUGAACGGCUCUCUUUUAACCCCACCUAGCCCGCGGGCAGCCAACUCCUCCCCGCUGCCCCUUCCACCCUCCCCUUCUCCGUCCCCUCCAUCCCCCUCCCUGUUGCCACUGUUCCCUCGGCCACCUCCCUUGGCCCAGCCUCACCCCUCCUCGCUGUCGGACACCCCCACACCCUCCCCCUGCCUGAGCUGGACGGAGUUCUGUGAGCUGCAUGCCCGCAUGGCGGCCGGGGACUUUGCCCGCCACUUCCGGGCGUUCCUCCUGGAGAACCCUCACUACUCCCCCGACUCUGCUGCUGCCUUCUGUCGCCGCUUCACUGACCGCUUUGUCCGACAUUUCCAGAGCGAACUGGAGGGAGUGGCAGGGGCGCCGGGUACAGCKCCRGGGAUGGAGGCGGGGAGCUGGGCRCCCCAAUCAGACYCCACCUCCCUGGAAGAGGAGGCGGUCUCUCRCCCUCCCGUCACCGAGGGAGCCUSCUACCACMCCUGUGCCCCAGCCAACCCGGUGKGAGCCCUGCCCAAGCCUGCCUCCACACGYCUGGUGUUGGAAACCKGAAGUGGGGACCAAUUUCAAGARUCCUAUGCUGUCACAACYGUCCUCCCCCCAUCCUCCUCCUCCUCCUGCUCCUCCUCYGUGGGAGGAGGAAACAACGGCYGGCGGGAAGAMAGGGGUGCCCCAGUUACUGUUAAACACUUUACUGGCGUCGGCCCAGGCAACGGAGAAACGACAGCCGAGGAAGAGGAGGACAGCUGGGCGGGCGUAACGGUCAUGGAGGAGGAGGUGGAGCCAGAUGAGGGGGAGGCGGAGCUGGAAGUUUGCUUGGACAAUGAAGACCCCUCCCAUAUGCCCCAAACGCCUGCCUCCCCUUGCUCCGACACAACUCCUCCCCGCUCCAAGGGUAAUGGCACCCCGGCCUCGGCAGGAAGCCAGUCCAAAACCAAACUGAAGAAGCGCUUCUCUCUGCGGAGUGUUGGGCGCAGCGUGCGGGGUAGUGUCCGGGGCAUCCUGCACUGGCGCAGCUCGUCCAGCGACUCCCCCCAGAGCUCCUCCCAGCUGCCCUCCAGCUACAGCUACACAAUGGGGGUCCAGGACGCUGCCACCGGCUCUUCCUCCAAGAGGAACUCUGGCACUCAGCCCCCUACACCCACCUCCUCCAUGCCWGURUCCCUCUCCCUGCCCCUCUCCCURCCCCACUCCUCCUCCUCCRRSCRSCCSRCMUCUUCCWSCAAUGAGUUUGCCGGGAGCCACGGUGGUUUCCCUGGCUUUUCUUUCGGCCUGCUGCACCACGGCACACAAGAACACAACAACGCUGGUACUGGCUUAAACAACACCUCGUCCACCGCUAACGCCGCUCAGACAGCCGCAGUGCAGCCUCUCGUCCCRGGGGGCACUGUGGGCUGGAGGGGUGGUCGGUGGCACAAGUGCCGACUGGUCCUGAGGGAGAGGGACAAGGAGGGCGAGCGGGGCGAGGAGUACUAUCUGGAGUUCUUCAUCCCGCCUAAAUCGCUCCAAGCCCAGGCUGACUAUCCCAUGCUGUUCUAUUGUGGAUGUGAGGGCACCACAGCCCUGGAGUUGGAGGGACAGGUGCAGUAUGUGAUCGAGACGCGAGACGCUGUGCAGAUGAGAGCCUGGUUGAGUGAACCCCAAAAAAAAAUUCCCCCCCCAAAAGGAAAACCGGGUAUAUGUAUCAGUGAACAGGAGGACAUAGAAGCUGUGUGUGGGGGACCCAUGGACAUCAGUGGAAUGCCAGAAUUCAGUGACCGCCUCUCUCAAGUGUGUUAUGGAGGUGUGGGCGGCUCCUCCCCGCUGAUGGACCCUCUCCCCCCAGAGUUACCGCCCCGCGCCCCUCUGGACGAAUCAGACGGACGCGUGGGCGGAGCCGGCCUGGGCACACCAUUUGCGGAGACGCCAGAUGCCACAGGUUCCUUCCUGUUCUCAGACGUGGCGGAGGCGGUGGAGCACCCUCUGAGCGAGUGCCAGUGGUUCCACGGGACGUUGUCGCGCCUGAAGGCGGCCCAGCUGGUGCUGGCAGGGGGUACGGCCAGCCACGGCGUCUUCCUUGUGCGCCAGAGCGAGACACGCCGCGGGGAGUACGUCCUCACUUUCAACUUCCAGGGCAAGGCCAAGCAUCUGCGUCUGUCUCUGAACGAGGACGGCCAGUGCCGGGUGCAGCACCUGUGGUUCCAGUCCAUAUUCGACAUGCUGGAGCACUUCCGCGUGCACCCAAUCCCCCUGGAGUCUGGGGGUGCCUCGGACGUCACUCUCAUCAGCUUGUGGGCGCCACCGCCGUCCGGCAGCCAGGUAACAGGUCAGGGGUGAAAUAUUCCACUAGGAUAUUCCGGAUAUUCCACUAGGAUGAAACUACACUGGUUUUACAACUGGCCUCUAAAGGCAAUUCUUGGGUGUUGUAUGUACGUUUAGUGUCUGGUGUAUGUGUUUUAUGCAUUAUGAUUGGGUUACACUAUGCUAUUACAUCAGUGAAUUCAUAUAGUGUGCGUGUGUAUCAUCCCAUUGAAAAGAUGUGUAGCAGG